GGCGGAUCACGGAAGGGGAGCGGAGCGGCGGCUGAGGCGCCCCCUGUAGCUCCAGUUCAAGAUGAUGAGCUUAGAUUGUCACUUAGCAUAGGUGUAAAUGAGAGCACAAGGUCAACAGCUCUGGAGGAUCAAUUCCAUGAUUUUUAAAUAAGUUCUCCUUGUAUAAUUGUUCACUUCACUUCCUGCUCUUGGAGCUAUUCAAAUCUCUUUUUUCCAGAGGCAGAAUUAUACCUUUCAACUACAUCCAUGUUGUACAUUUAAGUGUGUCAGCAUAGUUAGUGCUAUCAGGAUGAGCCAGUUCUGUAGAUCACAGACGAAAUUUUAAAAAAUGGUAAUUGGUAGUUUGUGGGAAGCCUUUUUAUUUUAAUUUGUGGAUAAAAGAAAGUCAAGAAUGGGUAAAAAAAUUAAAAAGGAAGUGGAGCCUCCACCCAAAGAUGUGUUUGAUCCUUUAUCAGUUGAAAGCAAGAAAGCUGCAACAGUGGUGCUGAUGCUCACUUCCCCUGAAGAAGAAGUUUUGUCUAAAGCAUGUGAAGCUCUCUAUAAAUUUGCAGCAAAAGGUGAAGAAAAUAAGCUGACUCUUCUUGAGCUUGGAGCCUUGGAGCCUUUAUUUAAAUUAGUCACACAUGAAGACCCUGUUGUCCGCAGAAAUGCCACCAUGGUACUUGGCAUCAUGGCUUCUCAUAAUGAUGUGAAAAAAUCAUUAAGACAGCUCGAUGUCACAAGUGCAUUUAUUGCUCGCUUGGCACCAGAAGAAGAUGUAGUCAUCCAUGAAUUUGCCAGCCUUUGUCUGGUACACAUGGCAGUUGAAUAUAACAGUAAAGUGCAAAUAUUUGAGCAAGGUGGGCUAGAGCCGCUUAUCAGACUGCUAGGAAGUCCUGAUCCUGAUGUUAAGAAGAAUUGUGUUGAAUGCAUCUAUAACAUGGUACAGGAUUUUCAGAGUCGUGCUGCAAUUCGUGAACUAAAUGUGAUUCCUCCUUUGUUGGAUCUUCUGAAGUCUGACUAUCCAAUUAUUCAGUUGUUGGCUCUCAAAACUUUAGGUAUCAUUAGUAUUGACAGGGAAACUAGAGUGAUGCUAAGAGAACAUCAAGGACUAGACCAUCUUUUCAAGAUACUUGAAACUAAGGAAUUUAAUGAUUUACAUGUGGAAGCUCUUGGAGUGGUGGCAAAUUGUCUUGAGGAUGUGGAUACUAUGCAAUUGAUUCAGGAGACAGGGGGUCUCAGAAAACUACUUGCCUUUGCUGAAGUUUCUACUCUCACAGAUUUUCAGAAGAAUGCAGCAAAGGCCAUUGCUAAAGCUGCUUAUGAACCUGAAAACAGAAAAAUCCUGAAUGAACAAGAAGUUGAGAAAUGUCUUGUCACCCUUUUGGGAACAGAUAAUGAUGGAACUAAAAUAGCUGCUUCUCAAGCAAUCUCUGCUAUGUGUGAAAAUUUGGCUAGCAAACAAACGAUUGGAACUCUAGGAAUUCCCCAGCUAGUUCAGUUGCUAAGCAGCGACAAUGAAGAGGUAAAGGAAGCUGCUGCUACUGCUGUAGUUAAUCUGACAACAGCCCAUCUUGGCAAUGCAAGUGCAGUUGCUGAAGCUGAUGGUAUUGAGCCACUGAUCAGCCUUCUGAGUGCUAAGAGAGAUGGGGCCGUGGCUAGCGCUGCUACCGUUCUCACAAACCUGGCCAUCCAGGAGCCAUUGCGUCUCAGCAUCCAGAGCCACGGUAUUAUGACUGCAAUUGUAGAACCACUACAUUCCACCAACAGCAUAGUGCAAAGCAGAGCAGCUCUUGCUGUGGCUGCAAUCGGUUGUGAUGCUGAUGCAAGGACUGAGUUACGGAAUUCAGGUGGGCUUGAGCCUCUUGUGAAGCUCCUACAUUCUAAGCAUGAUGAAGUCCGAAGAAAUGCCUGUUGGGCUGUUAUGGUUUGUGCGGGAGAUGUACUAACAGCAGCUGAAAUGACCAGGCUAGGUGCAUUAGAUAUUCUUGAAGAUAUUAACCUGUCUAUUGGGCGCAAAAAUAACUUCAGUGAAGCAGCUUUGGAUAAAAUACUUGAUCACAACCUUCCCCAGAAAUAUAGUCAAAUGGGUUUUUUAACAUCCAGCAACAUAAUAGCAGAUGGGUUCUACGAUUAUGGUCAGGUAAAACCUGGUGUCAAGCUACUGUCACUGGAGGAACUCAGCACACAGGAGCUUAAUGAUCAUCGUGCUAUAAUCUUAAUAUAUGCUAAAUCACCAGAACUUGAAGUUGCAGCUCCUCCUGUUCCAGCAGAGGAAAAAUCACAAGAGGCUCCUAGUGCCCGAGUUGGGUCCUCCGUCAGCAGUACUACCAGAAAAAUUAGUAGAGAAAGAGCCAGCUCAGUGGAGGACAAGCCAGAAUCUCCAGGACGGUCUUCUUCAAUCAGUAAAGGAAGCAGUAGAGAGAAAGGAUCAAGAAAGGGGAAAGGCAAAAAGGAAGAAGAAAAACCCAAAGAAGAAGAAAUAGAGCCAGUGAUGCCUAAAAUAGUUGAAGAAGUUCCUGAAAAGGCGUUAUGGUUCCCCCCUGUUGAUUCCAUCUUGAUGGAUUACAUCACUGAGGUUUCUAAAACAAUUCUGCCACUAGCGACCACCAAGGAACAGGUUGUAGCCCUUGCACAGUUUGUUGCAGACAAGAUGGGUGGUCCAAUCGAAAGAGACAGAUUACAUGAAUUCAGCUGGGAACUUCAUAUAAGCGAAAUUGAAUUUGAACUGAAAUGCAAUGUUGUGCCUGUUGGGAAGAUCAACAAAGGGACCUUCUACCACAGGGCUUUGCUUUUCAAGGUUCUAGCAGACAGAAUUGGUAUUGGCUGCAGCUUAGUCCAUGGAGAAUACAACAGAGGAUGGAAUGAAGUGAAAUUAGUUGAUGAUUCUCCCUUGGGAAUACCUGGACUUCUGCUUCCCCCUCAAGUAUAUAUUGUAGAUCUCAUGUACCAGCCAGGCAACCUGAUGAAAGAAGGCAGUCCUGAGUCAGAUCACUAUAGGCGUAUUUAAUUAUCUUCCCAGAGCUCUUUGAAAUCAAAAGCUGCAAAUUAGUUUUAUUAUGUAUACGCAGAGAGGUUUGUAGGGCUUAUUUUCAAAGUUAGGCUGGGUGCCAGCUAUAACACCUUUACAUGCACUGAUGAGUCGAUAUGCGACUGGGUCUUUUAUUGUCCUACUUGGAGGUUCUGAACUCCUGACUUUUGUUCUCAGAAAAAUAUUUUGGCGUCUCUCAGAAUUUCAGGACAAGCUUGCUCAUAUUUUUGCUGCAUCUUUUAGAAUAAAAUGCAAAUAUCUGGAAAGUAAAGUGGUGGUUAAUUUAUGCUUUAUAAGUUGUGUUUUAAAAUUCACAGUCCACCAGGACAUUUGCUGUCACUUAUGUCAAAAGGUCUGUUUUUUCCAUGUCAAUAUAGCUGGAACAGAAGUUCUUGUAUUAUACAGUACCUUGUGUUUGCUAUAGAUUAACAGGUCUGUUCUCUUCCCUUUUUUCUGUUAUGAUUAUGCAAUUUCCAUUAACUAUUAUUGAAAAUGACAUAGAACUGAAACACAAAAAAUAGACUAUCUUAGAGCCGAACUAGAUGUGAUAGGGCAGUGAUAAAUGUUCAUGUACCUUCCCUGUUCCUAUAUGAAAAAGAGUCUUAUUUUUUACAUUAAAUGGAGCAAGAAGGGCAGAGAAGUGAAAAUAUUCCUCCACCUCUGCUUUAACCUGCCGUGAUCUGCUGCUUGACAUACUCUUCUCCCAGCACUGUUCCCAUAAUGGAAGUUAACUGAACUGGGGGCAACAGGAAGAGGGAAUGGCAGAUCACAGUCAAGUAUGGUGGCAGAGAGAGCAGGGUUUAAUUCCCCAUCCCUGUGUUCCAUAAACCUACAUUCAUCCCUUUUUAUUUGUGAAUGGGGGAGACAUGAAGCUUGUCUCUAAGAAUCCCUAAUGGAAUGGAAACCAGCCACAGAAAAUGGUGAUGUGUGCGCUGAUGCCAGAGCUGUAUCCUAGCAUCCAACACUCAGGUCUGCUGGAUGGGAGGGUGUGAAUACUGCUAAUAGUUGGCACUGUUAGCGUAACAGUGCUGCUCAUAUGCUGGGGAAGAAAAAAGUUAGGCGCCCUUUCCCCCUUUACACACUAUGCAUGGGGAGGUGGAUUUAGGAUCACCAUUUCUCCAAACAGGAUUUGCUGCCCAAGAUGUGAUGUGAUGCCACUAGCUUUGAUGACUUUAAAAAGGGAUUAGCCAAAUUCAUGGAGAGAGAAAAAAGUCUUAUCAAACUGUAUAAUGAAAAAACAUGAUUUUGUUUUACUCAAGAUGUAAGGCAAAUACUAUAUUAAGAAUUUUUUCCAUAUAAAUAAAUGAUCAGCAGUAUGAAUCUAAGUUAGUUGAUAUGGCAGAAGUUUAUCAUUCAUUUUUUUGCUGCAUUCUACUUUUUCCCUAGAACCAUUUUAUGCUAUACAAUUCAGCUGACACUCUUAAAAUUUACCAGGGCACCAAUAGGCUAUACAUUCUGUGUUGAGGUUGGCCAUAUCCUUAAUAAAAUCAGACUUCAAAUUUAUCCUUGUAAAAAUCAAAUUAUUCUACAGAAUGACUUAGUGUAAUCAGAACAAGCACUUCAUUUUAUAGAUCCAACUGAUAUCUCUAGAAGUAGGUAUAACCAUAAUUCCUUUUAGCUGUUUUUUAUUUGAUUGGAAAUAGAGGAUUGAAUUACUGAUUCAGACCCUUUUUAUUUUUAGUUGUAGUUUAAGUGGACAUUUUCAGGCUAAGUUUGGGGUUACCACAGUGUGGGUCUGCACAACAAAUGUCAUAAAAUUCUGAUGAAAACAGAAAAGGAAGUGAAAAUUGUUUUCCUGUUCUUCUGUGGUCAGAAAUGGAAAUCAGUGAAGUGAAUAUGAUCAUUAUUCAUUCACAUUGGCUGUGUACACACUAUACAUUUAAAGCGCUCUCCCAAGAAUCCUGGGAAAUGUAGUUUGUUAAGGGUGCUGGGAAUUGUAGCUCUGUGAAGGGCAAAAUCUAGUUCCCAUGAUUGUUUGGGUGGGUGAAAUGUGCUUUAAAUGUAUGGUGUGUAGGGAUGGGGUUUGCUAUCUGAUUACACUUCAUUUUUCAAUUUGUCAAAUGGGCUGCCAGUUACGAUUCGCCAUAAAUUGUGUUCCUCUAGUUAUUUUGAUUCCUGGUUCUCCUUUUUUUCAUUAUUUUUUCUGAAAAAUUACUGAAUUUUUUCUGUUAUUCCU
Messenger RNA from Rhineura floridana, 5186 nucleotides. RefSeq names its product armadillo repeat containing 3 (gene ARMC3). Gene Ontology annotation, molecular function: protein binding. The transcript is spliced from 19 exons. Lineage: Eukaryota; Metazoa; Chordata; Lepidosauria; Squamata; Rhineuridae. The record is from RefSeq and is a predicted model, not a curated record. The coding region runs from base 392 to 2989 and encodes 865 amino acids.